ACUGCUGUCUGGAGAUCAAAUUAUUACUGUAGAGAAGGUCUUUAUUUUUCUGUUUCAUUAACAGAUUAUUAUAAAGCAAUAAGCAAGCGGGAGGAGAAGCAGACGUUUCACACUGGGAAUUGAUGAAAGCAUAUCUGUUCGUUUUUUGGAGGUGGGGAGUUGUUUAAAAUCUUAUAACACCCCCACAAACAAAACUCUUCGGAAAUGGUAAAAUAAGGAAAUGCAUGAUUCCAGAGACAUCCCUAAGCACUCAGUUGUCAGGCUAUGUGGUGCCUUGUGAUAUCAUCGGACCUUUUGGAUGGGUCUAACCUGCAAAUGCAAAGGUCAGCUGAGGAAAUCAUUAAAGAGGAAUUCUAAAAGAAGCUUCCAAAGCGUUGGACCACCCUAAAAGAGAAAGGAAGGAAAUGUUCGGGGAAGGCUAGGGUUCCGGGUAGCUGAAGAAGGGGGCGAGCGCCCCCGACACCGUGGCUUCUCCCGUCGCUGCCCUAAGGGAACAGGGUGGGCCUGAGGUCCUGAACAAGCCUUUCCAAGCCCCCACUUCAAAUGUGGGGAGGGAAAAGUUCAGAAGCAGCCACAAGGGGACAAAAGCCUCAUUUUGCCAGUUCAACAGGACAGGACAUCCAAUAAACAGGGCCAGCUCUGGAAACGGGUCGAGGCUCCCGUUAGCUCCACAGAGCCCGAAGCAGCCCCUGCCGCCGCCCUCGCCGCCCUCGCCGCCGCCGCCGCCGCCGCCGCCGCCGCGGCCCCUGCGUUACUGGGGGAGACGGUGCCGCUGCGACAGGGGAGGACGCGGCUGGAGCUCAAGGAGGCUCCAGCGCGCAGGCGCCGCCGAGCCCUGCCUGGAUGCUCAGUCAAGGCACUAAGGCAAAAAAAAAAUCAGCAAUUUAUAGAAAGAAGAAGCUAUAGUCUGUCGGGAUAUCCAACACCAACAGUACAUUCAGACAAUGCAUCUUCAGUAGGGCUUAUUGAGAGCUCCAUUUCUGGAAAGCGUUGCAAGACUGAGGAAUAUCAGACUGCGAAUCACCGGGAACAGUUCCCUUGCAGCACAGAAGCAAUCUCUCUCCCCAUCUUCGCAUAUUCUGAUGGCAAAUCAAAUGGAAGAAAAGAGGAAGCAUGACUGCAGAUCGCAUCAAUUCUCUUUGUGGAUUACAUUUUCAGUAAAAUGUAUGGAUCUAUCUUUUCCUUGUUCUUAUAUCUAGAUCAUGAGACUUGACUGAGGCUGUAUCUUUAUCCUCCAUCCAUCUAUGGCGAACUAUAGCCAUGCAGCUGACAACAUUUUGCAAAAUCUCUCUCCUCUAACAGCCUUUCUGAAACUGACUUCCUUGGGUUUCAUAAUAGGAGUCAGCGUGGUGGGCAACCUUCUGAUCUCCAUUUUGCUAGUGAAAGAUAAGACCUUGCAUAGAGCACCUUACUACUUCCUGUUGGAUCUUUGUUGUUCAGAUAUCCUCAGAUCUGCAAUUUGUUUCCCAUUUGUAUUCAACUCAGUCAAAAAUGGCUCUACCUGGACUUAUGGGACUCUGACUUGCAAAGUGAUUGCCUUUCUGGGGGUUUUGUCCUGUUUCCACACUGCUUUCAUGCUCUUCUGCAUCAGCGUCACCAGAUACUUAGCUAUCGCCCAUCACCGCUUCUAUACAAAGAGGCUGACCUUUUGGACGUGUCUGGCUGUGAUCUGCAUGGUGUGGACUCUGUCUGUGGCCAUGGCAUUCCCCCCAGUUUUAGAUGUGGGCACUUACUCAUUCAUUAGGGAGGAAGAUCAAUGUACCUUCCAACACCGCUCCUUCAGGGCUAAUGAUUCCUUAGGAUUUAUGCUGCUCCUUGCUCUCAUCCUCCUAGCCACACAGCUUGUCUACCUCAAGCUGAUAUUUUUUGUCCACGACAGAAGGAAAAUGAAGCCAGUCCAGUUUGUAGCAGCAGUCAGCCAGAACUGGACUUUUCAUGGCCCUGGAGCCAGUGGCCAGGCAGCUGCCAAUUGGCUAGCAGGAUUUGGAAGGGGUCCCACACCACCCACCUUGCUGGGCAUCAGGCAAAAUGCAAACACCACGGGCAGAAGAAGGCUCUUGGUCUUAGAUGAGUUCAAAAUGGAGAAAAGAAUCAGCAGAAUGUUCUAUAUAAUGACUUUUCUCUUCCUAACCUUGUGGGGCCCAUACCUGGUGGCCUGUUAUUGGAGAGUUUUUGCAAGAGGGCCUGUAGUACCAGGGGGAUUUCUAACAGCCGCUGUCUGGAUGAGUUUUGCCCAAGCAGGAAUCAAUCCUUUUGUCUGCAUUUUCUCCAACAGGGAGCUGAGGCGCUGUUUCAGCACAACCCUUCUUUACUGCAGAAAAUCCAGGUUACCAAGGGAACCUUACUGUGUUAUAUGAAGGAGCAUCUGGAAAUCUUUAGCCUUGUGAAACACUAACCUUCUCUGCUAAGCAAUUGUGGCCUGUAGCCAUAUCUUGAGAAGAAAAUCAAGAAGGGGAUCAGCAAUUAUAAGGAUUUGGGCAACAUUCUGCAGUCUUUGCAAUAGUUCACCUAUAAUCCUAUUUUAAAUCUCAGAGUGAUCCUGCUGACUGCCGGCGAAGGUUUGUAAUUAAGAAAGGACUGAACCACUGCCCUAAGUUUCUUUACGUGGUUGAAAACUAGAUAAUGAAAGUAGCAGGUGCUAAGUAUCAGUGCUAAAUGCUGUGUAUAUCACUACUUAUGAAAAAAAAACAUCAAAAAAAAAAACCAAUUAGCAUUGGACAUCUUAAUAAAUUAAGUUGACAUGAGGUAAAUGUGUUGAUAAAAACUAAUUUUAGAAGUUUGAAGACUUUAAAACAUUUCAUACUAUUAUUGUUUUGCAAAGACUAAAAUAUUUGGGGACUUAAAGUACUGUAAUCCACUAAAGACGUGCCAUGAAUUAUUGGAUUAUCACACUUUUAAAAAUUCGCCUUGUAAGUUCCAAAGCAGUAUAUUGGUUCCAAUUAGAGUUUACUCUUUUUUUUUUUGUAUUAAUACAUUACUAUUUCUAAAUGCCACUUUCCUUACCUACUAGUGAAAUUGCUAGCAUUGAACUGUACUAUGUGGUUUUGGUUGAUUUGGUAUAAAGUUUUUCCAAUUCAUUUAUAUUUUACAAAUGCUAGAUAUUGGUCUGGGAGGCAACAUUAAUGGUACCAACUGGUCACAACUGAACAGUUUUAAUAAUGCAGAAUAAACACAUGUUGCCUUAAAGGGUUAUCUAGUAUCUUUCAUCUUAUUUAGCAUUGGAGCAAAUAGUCAAGGGAAAUCGAAUUAGUAACUGGUCAUGGUCAUGCAACUGGAAGUGCAUGGACGAUCAUUUAAUACUCUUUUUCCUUUCUCCUCACAUGGUUUGAAAAUUAAGGUGCACAUCACUGGGAUAAUGAGAUUUUCUUCCGAGGUGUGCUACCCAUUCUAGUGUGUUCUAAGAAGCGGGCAGUUGAUGUAUGUUUAUAUUUUGAGUCAGCUGUCAAGGGGAGACCACAGCCUUAGUAUGACAUCCUGCACAAUUUGUGAAGCGUUUAUUCUACUGAAGGCACAGUCUUGUUUCUACUUUCUGCACAUUCAGUGUAUUGGUCGUUUAAAUUAUUUCAGUUUUAACUUGUGAAAGCUUAUAAUAUGAUUUCUGGUAUUUUAGAAAUACAUUAGAGUCUGUGAGUCUCAUUCUUUAAGAUACAGAUGUGUGAAUUUCAAUAUAAAGUUGCAUUUGCCAAAAUUUACCCGUGUAGCCUGUUACUUUCCUUGGGAUAAAUUUUACAUUUUUGGCAAUUAACAAUUUCUUUUGACCUGGGAGGCAAGCACAAACUAGGAAGGCUAGCUUUAUUAUGGUUUUGCUUUUUGAUUUUUGUAGCUAUUAUAUUUUUGAACUGGAAAUGCAUGAGUAAUAGGGAGCAUAAAGCUGAUAAACUGACAAAUAGUAUUAUCUACAAAAGCAUUAUUUGAUAGUUUAUCGUGAUUACCCUCUAUUUAUUCUCUUAUAAGGCAGUAAUAUUUAGAAAUAUAUACCUGCUUAGUUGAUUGGUUCAUAAUUUGAAUAUAAAAAUAUCACAUUUUAAUUUGGAUCAUAGGAGAAAUUUUGGGUUCUAAAUAUAUAACAUCUAAGAAGAAUAGCUUACAAUAACAUUAUGACAAAACCAGAAAACUUACUGUUUUUGUUUUCCAUUGUUUUCAUUUGUUUGUUUUUGUUUUAGUUUUUGCCUUUUGGUACUUGAAAAAUAAGAUUAGGAAUCUAAUGGAAUAGAAUUCUUUAUUGCUACAGUACUUCUGUAAAGAGAAUAUCAAUAUAAAUAUAAAUAAGGAAAAAUAAAUCACUGGAAUGUCUCAAUGAUAUAUGCAACUAUUCAGUUUUGCUCAUGUAAGGACAGCUCAAGCCAUGAUUUAGCAAGCACUGUGUUUGACCUCAUUUUACUUUAUACCAAAGUUGGUCAGAUCUGAGACAAAGUUUAAUGUACAACAGUGAGUUGAAUCUAGCAAUAAAGGCCCUCGUUGGUACUAAAAUCAUUAUCCAAAAUACAGUAAAGGAAUGUUAUCAAAAGAUAUUCUGAUAACAUUAUGUUUCCAACUCAAAAUAAUUUAUAGUAGAAGCAUAAUUACAAUGAUUGUAUUUAUAGAGAACUUUGCUUACGGGAUCAGAUAUCACCAGCAAUCAGUAAAACAGUCAGCAAUUGUCCUGCAGCCAGAGAUCAGGUUUUAUUACUACUUGCCUCCAUAACAUAGACAAGAAAACUGAGGCAUAUAUUAAAGGUAGGGGAUUGAAGAGUCAAGAGCAAGAGCCAAGUGAGAUUGCCUGACUCCACCUAGAUAUUUGGAAUAACAGAUUCCAACCCCUUUGGUAAGUGAUCAGUGAAUAGUACAGAACCAUAGUGACUUUCAUUUGAGCCUACUUUUGAUAACUUGGCAUUUCAAGUCAAGGGGCAAGCAGUAGGUGAGAUACAUCCCCAGUUAAUCAAGGCCAUUCGUAAGUCAAUGAGUAAUGGCAGCAGUCAUAUAAAAAGUCUGCUUCCGUAGUAUCUUAAUGACCAAAUCACAUUAUCUAUUUUGGCACCCAUUCCAAUAUUCAAUACUUAAAAAUAGUUGGUAACUAAUCCAACUUGAAAAUAUUACUAAUCUUCAACCCCUAAAAAUAUUCUCACUUGGGGAGUUCAACUUCCCUGUGAGAAAGGCUCAUUAUCAAUAAUAAUGUGUUCCUCUUGGACUAAUCACGUCUGAGCUGACAGUCUUUAAAUUGUUUUCCUUAAUAGUGGUGAUAUGUUUGCAUGAAUGUGUCUAUACUACCUCAUCUGGUUCCUUUGGUGCACAGUGGAUUUACUUGUGAGAAGCCUGGUUGGAACCAGGCAUUCAGUCUGUGACUGUGGAAUCCUAUGCAGAUAUUAACUGAGACAGAAGGAGGUGAGUAACUUGCCCAGUUUUCCACAGAGGCCCCAUUUAAAUAACAUAAAAUUAACCAAAGUAAUUAGAAAAAAAUUAUUUGUAGGACAGCCUAUUGACUGAAUCACCUUCAAGUGUUAGCUGGAUGGAUUUCAACACCAGCAUUUUUCACAGGUUAGCUGAUUUGUCAUUGCUCACACACGGAUAUGGCUACUUAUCCAUUUACCUCUACUUCCAUGAAUGCUACCUGAAUUGCUUAUUAAUUUAUUUAUUCAUUCAACAAAUAUGUAUUGGACACUGGGCGUGGUGCUGGGAGCACAGUGGAAAACAAGACAGAACAGUCUCUCAUGAAGAUUUCUUAGUCUAGUGGAAACAAUUAAACAUGUAGUACCAACAAGUUACAAGUGUUACGACAGUAAUCAUUUCUAAGAUGGACUUGGUAUUAAUGGCCAUUAAUAGACUGUUCUCCAUUUUUCCUUCAGUGCCUUACCUCCUAUCUUUUCCCAGUAUUCCUUGGGAUCUUUUUAUAUAUCAUAUUCCCUCUAUUCAGAGGGAACCUCCUGUUCUGCUCACACUUCAUUUAGAUGAACCACCAUGUUACUUUGGGAACCUGAGUUCCCACGUUUUUAAUGCCAAAUACACAAAAUAACGGCAAAACCUGAGUGUUAAAGUUACUCCUAUGUCCUGACUGUCCACUUCCACAAGUGAGAUAUUUCAGUUCCUUCAAGAAACAUGUAAGUGUCUUUUCUUACAUGUUCAUACCUUCCCACAAGGUAGCUAUGAGGAUGCCUGGGUAAAGUGUCAUCAAAGAAGGCGCUAAGAAGCCAAUUCCUGGGGCUCCCCCAUGGUGCUCAAGCAACGAUGGGAAUAACCUGUGAAACAGGGUAUAUAUUCUUUAUUGUUAAAGCAUGCCACUGCGAAGUUUCUAAUGCUCCUUAUUGUAGAUACCAUAAAACUCCCUAACCCCAUAAUCUGAAAAGUUUGUUUGGCCUCCAGAAGUUAUUUCUAUUGCAAAUACAAUUAAACAUAAUUACAAUUAUAGAGACCUAUUUCUUUUCAUCUAAGCCAUGUAAUAGUGAGUUGUGUUGUUAUGAGGAUUACUGUAGGACAGUUUGUAAAUAGAACCAAAACUUCUUCUGUGUAUUCACCAUUAGAUAAAUUUACUUUGUUCCAGUUUUUUUUUUUUUUUACUCUACAGUGUUAUUUAAAGAAAAACACACACACACACACAAACAGUUUAUAUGAAUUCCAUAUUUAAAAAGAAAGGAAAGAAAAGAAGAUGAUAAAUGGUAAUGUUUCAAAUACUGGUUAAACACAUUAAUUAAGGUAGAUGGUUGCCACAAUUGUGGGUUGUUUGCAAUUCCAAAGUCUUGUGAGUUUGUUUUUCUAUGUAAAAAUACAUCAUUUUCAUGUUUGUUAAUAUUAUCUUCUAAAUGUUUUGAAUGGAAAUUGCAGGGUCUACCAGGAUAAUUGUUUAUCGCUGACUUUUUUAUUGUUGUUAUCAAAUCUGGGCAUGCUAGUGUUCUGUAACUUCCCCCAAUUCCCUCAGAAACUCUUUUUUAAACCAUAUUAAAAUGAUAGAAUUGCUUAA
Messenger RNA from Herpailurus yagouaroundi (jaguarundi), 6931 nucleotides. It is a transcript of the gene GPR85, whose product is annotated as G protein-coupled receptor 85. The transcript is spliced from 4 exons. Lineage: Eukaryota; Metazoa; Chordata; Mammalia; Carnivora; Felidae. The record is from RefSeq and is a predicted model, not a curated record. Gene Ontology annotation, molecular function: G protein-coupled receptor activity. Bases 1245 to 2357 code for a protein of 370 amino acids. Gene Ontology annotation, cellular component: plasma membrane. Gene Ontology annotation, biological process: G protein-coupled receptor signaling pathway.